Tilletiaria anomala UBC 951 is the source of this 1565-nucleotide messenger RNA. Its product is annotated as putative RPT4-26S proteasome regulatory subunit. NCBI's taxonomy places the organism in Eukaryota, Fungi, Basidiomycota, Exobasidiomycetes, Georgefischeriales, Tilletiariaceae. Gene Ontology annotation, molecular function: ATP binding; proteasome-activating activity; ATP hydrolysis activity. Gene Ontology annotation, cellular component: cytosolic proteasome complex; proteasome regulatory particle, base subcomplex. The coding region runs from base 112 to 1383 and encodes 423 amino acids. Gene Ontology annotation, biological process: positive regulation of RNA polymerase II transcription preinitiation complex assembly. The transcript has 6 exons. The record is from RefSeq and is a predicted model, not a curated record.
UGAACAUCAAUGUCUUCUUCGUUCUCGCGUAUAGACUCGACAUCGACUACACCCCCUCAUCGUCACGGAGAAGAACAGGCGAGCUCACAAGAGCCGUGCUGCAUAGAAAACAUGUCGGACAACAGCAACGAAAACGCCGCCGCCGCCGGCCCGAGCAGCGGUGUGGCGGCAAAUGGCUCAUCGUCCACGGCGUUAGAAGCGCCUGUCAUCACGGGCGAUGCGCGCAAAGACGCUGCACUCGUCGCAUACAAGAAGGCACUAAAGCAGCACGAGGACCUAUCAGAAGGGUUGAAGAAGCUGCGCUUUGGGCUCAAGGAUCUGGAGACGGACUUUGACAAAACCGAAGAUGACAUCAAAGCACUCCAGUCGGUAGGGCAGAUUAUCGGAGAGCUGCUGAAACAGUUAGACGAAGAGCGAUACAUCGUCAAAGCAUCCUCAGGCCCUCGCUACAUCGUCGGAUGCCGCUCCUCCGUACCCAAGCACAAGCUCAAGCAAGGCGCACGCGUUUCCCUCGACAUGACCACGCUGACCAUCAUGCGCAUCCUUCCACGAGAAGUGGAUCCGCUCGUAUACAACAUGAGCAUGGAAGACCCUGGCGGCGUCACAUUUGCUGGUAUUGGAGGUCUUGGUGAACAAAUUCGGGAGUUAAGAGAAGUCAUCGAAUUACCGCUCAAGAACCCAGAGCUAUUCAUGCGUGUGGGCAUCAAGCCACCAAAAGGUGUUCUACUCUACGGCCCACCAGGCACAGGCAAGACUCUGCUCGCGCGCGCCGUCGCCGCCACGCUCGAGACCAACUUCCUCAAGGUUGUCUCGAGCGCUAUCGUCGACAAAUACAUUGGCGAAAGCGCGCGCUUAGUCAGGGAGAUGUUCGGCUAUGCAAAGGAGCACGAGCCAUGUAUCAUUUUUAUGGACGAAAUCGACGCGAUUGGAGGGCGAAGGUUCUCAGAGGGAACGUCAGCUGAUCGGGAGAUUCAACGGACACUGAUGGAGCUUCUGAAUCAGAUGGACGGUUUCGACUACCUCGGCAAGACCAAGAUCAUCAUGGCCACCAACCGACCCGACACACUCGACCCCGCGCUGAUGCGACCCGGGCGUAUCGACCGGAAGAUCGAGAUCCCCUUGCCAAACGAGCAGUCCCGGUUGGAGAUUCUCAAGAUCCACUGCAAGCCGCUGGCCAAAAAGGAUGAGUUGGACUACGAAGCGAUUGUCAAGCUGUCAGAUGGGUUCAACGGCGCAGAUCUUCGAAACGUCUGCACAGAAGCCGGCAUGUUUGCGCUGCGCGACGAUAGAGACUAUGUCACGCAGGAUGACUUCAUGAAGGCGGCGCGCAAGCUGCAAGAAGCCAAGAAGCACGAGACAAAGAUCGACUACUCUGCUGUGUAGCGAGCUUAGAUUCGUGUGUGCCUGUAUCUUGGCCGCGCAUACAUGCAAAUCUUCAUCCCAGAUUUUGAUCAUCCGUUCCAGGAAUUUACGCAUAGUAGAACGACACAGUGUAUUCACUGACAACACUUCAGAUGAAAGCAGACACACGUGCUCAUGAAUGGCAAAUUCAAUUAUUGCGACAG